AAACUUAUAUUAAUACUAUUGAUGAACUUCUUGCAACUGAAGAUAUUCUUUCUGAAUUUGAAAUAGUUACUAUGAUACUUGUAAAUAAUAAAAUUAAAAAUAAUAUUUCUUCUGAUUCUGAAGAAAAAGAAGAAGAGUUAUCUCCAUCUCAUAUUAUUUCAACUGAUGUAUUAAAUACAUUAAAAACAUUAAUUAGAUAUAAAGAAUAA
Molecule: messenger RNA, 209 nt
Organism: Diversispora eburnea
Lineage: Eukaryota; Fungi; Glomeromycota; Glomeromycetes; Diversisporales; Diversisporaceae
Source: the annotation of a GenBank genome assembly